Contarinia nasturtii (swede midge) is the source of this 1119-nucleotide messenger RNA. Its product is annotated as phospholipase A1 4-like. Lineage: Eukaryota; Metazoa; Arthropoda; Insecta; Diptera; Cecidomyiidae. The annotation marks the transcript as partial. The record is from RefSeq and is a predicted model, not a curated record. Gene Ontology annotation, molecular function: lipase activity. The transcript has 6 exons.
CUUACAGUUUUGAGGAAUUCCAAGUGAUGCGACUUGAAGAGAUCCCUAGUUUCUUUUGUGGAAGUUUCAAUCCAUACAAAGAUAUUGACAUUGAAUUAUACUCACCAAAUCAUCGAGUUCAUCCAGCAGUAAUUCAAUAUAAUGAUAUCGAAAAAUUUGGAGAUGAAUACUUUAACAAAUCUUGGCCAACAAAGGUUAUCAUUCAUGGUUUUAUUUCUGGUAAUAAUUGGUUUGAUGAUCUCGCACCCCACUUUUCAGAAAAAAUUUAUGGAACAAAUUCAGGCGUAUUGAAUCAUCAUAAUUUGAUUUCUAUUAAUUGGCGAAAAGGAGCAAGUUACACUUACAUGUGUGCUCAUCAAUUUGUUGAAAGUGUUGGUAAUUUAGCGGGUGAUUUCAUAUACCGAGCUUCAAACGCUCAAAAGAUGAAUUUGUCUACUGUGGAAAUAAUUGGACACAGUUUGGGAGCUCAUGUUGCGGGAUUCAUUGGAAAAUCAGUACAUUCGCAAAGUAAGGGUAAAAUGUCAAUUCAGAGAAUUAUUGCGCUCGAUGCGGCUGGUCCUUGUUUUCAUUCUAUGAUUCCUCCUUUUACCUGCUUGUUUCUACGACAUGAUUUAGAACUUAAGCGCGAAGAUGCAAAUGAGGUUAUUGCACUUCAUACGAAUAGUAGAAAAAUAAUGCAAGUUUCUUCGAUAUUUCCUCUUUUUUCCAAAGGCUACUGGGGUUUACUUGGAACUGUUGAUCUAUGGUUAAAUGGUGGAAUGGUACAAGAUGAUAACACAAAUAUUCUAUCACACUUAUUCGCUGUUAAAUAUUACCUUCAUAUCAUGUAUAUGGAAAAACCAUUAACUGGAUAUACAUUCAAUUUUGAUGAUGUGGAUUCAAAAUAUACUGAAACUGCUAUGCUUGAAGAAAUGAAGAAAAAUUAUAUGAAUCCAAUUGAGAAAGUUUCGAUAUUCUUUAAUGAAACGCUCAAUCAAAAGUUGGGAAACAGGAUUGCACUUUUUGUAGACACUAACUCUGUAGAAAAUGAUCCAACCAUUCCUUAACCUGCUUUCACUUUGAGUUGAAAAACAGAUUUUAAAUAUUUCUUUUCAAUGUUUUUUAACAAUAUUUUUAUAA